Molecule: messenger RNA, 6334 nt
Organism: Zingiber officinale
Lineage: Eukaryota; Viridiplantae; Streptophyta; Magnoliopsida; Zingiberales; Zingiberaceae
Product: nuclear pore complex protein GP210-like
Exons: 36
Coding region: 228-6122 (1964 amino acids)
Source: RefSeq, a predicted model, not a curated record
UUUCUUAAAGCGGAUUAGAUAUUUUUCUAAUUUCACCAACGCUUUUCCAACUGCGUGCGAUCCGCCGCCUCGUGUCCCGUAACCAUGUGAAUCCGGCCAGUUCCACUCCGUUUCUCACAGUCUUCCCGACCUCGACGCCUGUCCAUUUUCUCGCUCGUCAAGUCCACUCUCUAGGGUUUACGCCAUCGCUGAACUCGCUCAAACUGGACUGAAUCUUGUCGGCGGAGAUGGUGAACCGCGGAGCCACCGAGGUGGUGAUGAUGCUGGCGGUUGUGGUUCUGUUGGUGCUGGCUGCGCGGCCGGUGACGCCAACCUCGCUGGGGCCUCACAUCGCUGAUCUGAACGUGCUCCUGCCUCCUCGAAUGACCAACCCCGUCCAGUAUCGCCUCCAGGGAAGCGGCGGAUGCUUCUCUUGGACUUGGGAUCAUCAUGAUUUCCUGAGGGUUGAACCAGAGUACAAUAGCAGCAGUAGGUGCUCAACAAGUGCUAGAUUGAUAUCUAUUUCACAUUAUAGUGGAAGGAAGGAGACUGCAGUGUAUGCCACUGAUCUACUAACUGGGACUACAAUACGGUGCAAAGUCAUUGUAGAGAUGAUAUCAAGGAUCCAAAUUUUUCACCGUGCUGUGAAAAUUGAUCUAGAUGAACUUGCCACAUUGCACAUUCAUGCUUUUGAUAGUGCAGAAAAUGAGUUCUCAGCAUUGGUGGGUUUACAGUUCUUGUGGAAACUUGUGCCUCAAUCUUCAGAUGUUGAUACCAUCAAUCAUCUUGUUCAUGUCCCUUUGAAGGAAACACCACUAAGUGACUGUGGUGGUUUCUGUGGCGAUCUGGAUCUGCAAAUUGAGCUGGAAGAUAGAGGUGUAGGCUCCAACUUAUAUGUAGUCCAGGGUUCUUCAAUUGGUCAUGAAGUUGUAAGUGCUCAGUUAUUUGAGCCAGAACUUGAGCAUGUGGACGACCAUAUUAUAUUGACUGUUUCUGAAGCUAUGUCGCUGAGUCCUACAUCACCAAUCUUUGUCACUGUUGGCGCUUUAUUACGCUACAAUCUGAGGGUUAUUCGCCUGAAGACUGCUACAGUUAUUGAUCUUCCAUCCCUGCAUCAUAGAUGGUAUGUGACAAAUUCUUCAGUGGCUCAUACUGACCCUGCGAUGGGAGUUGCUCAUGCCUUGAGUCUUGGUACAACUGAUAUUGUUGUUGAGGACACUAGACUUUCUGGUCAUGAGCAGAGAUCAACCAUGCAUGUAGUCAUUCCUGGUAAACUGUGUCUGUAUCUAGUACCAGUGACCAAUGGCUCCAUUCCUGUAGAAGGGGUGGCUUCUAUUUCUUCCUCAGAUGUUUGGUACGUCUUUCCUGGCCAAGAGUACAUGAUUAACAUUAAAGUCUUAACGGAAGGCCCUGAUGUAAAUGAAAUACUCAUAACAGAGAGCAAUGACUUUACAUUGGAAAGUAACACUUCAAGAUACUGGGAUUUGUAUGCUCUAGCUGGAGAUGCCAUGUUAAGUAACUGGGAAUAUUUUAGAUUGCUUAAGCCAAUUUCCGAAGGAAAAGGUGUUCUGAGUGCUGCUCUUUCUUUUCAGAGAGAAAAAUUAGGAUCUGUCGAGGUUCUGAGGGCUGUGCAGCAAAUUAAUGUCUGCAGCAAAGUUGGUUUAGUAUUUGGAGAACAUGAUCAUAUUUCUGAAGUCAUUCACCUUCCUUGGGCUCCUGGAAUCGAACAGGCAUUUGAACUAAAGGCAACUGGAGGGUGUGGGAAUAGCCUUGAAGACUACCAUUGGUUUUCAUCUAACGCGGCAGUUGUUUCUGUAUCUGCUUUUGGUUCUAUUCUAGCUAAAAGGCCUGGUCAAGCCAUCAUUAGAGUAGUUUCAGUGUUUGAUUCUGCAAACUAUGAUCAGGUUGUUAUAGAGGUCUCCAUUCCCUCUGCAAUGGCUAUGUUGCCAUUUUUCCCCGUAGAGGUGGAAAUUGGAACACAAUUUCAGGCUGCUGUGACAUUGAAGACGUCAAAUGGUUACUACUACAGCAGAUGUGAUGCUUUUAGCUCUUCUGUCAGGUGGAAAGUAUUUUCAGAAAGUGGUUCUUUCAGAAUUCUGAAUACUACAGAUUUGAUGGCUUCAGAGAUUUCCAUUCACUUGAAUGAUUAUAGACCAGAAUUGGGGAACCCUUGUUCAUGGACAUCUCUAUAUGCUUCUGGUGUUGGCCGAGCUGUGCUGCAUGCAAGUUUUCCCCUUGAAUCACUCUCUUCUAUACAGUCUAUGGAUGGAAUCGUAACAUUAAAGACUGUUAAAUCUUUAGCGGCAUAUUAUCCUCUUACUGCUUAUCAGGCAGGAAAUGGAAAUCAACACGGUGGUUACUGGGUUGAUUUAUCUAAGAUAGAUGCCAACAUACAAGAUUUAGAUAGUAAUGGUCUUGAUGAGUUGUUUCUUGCUCCUGGUUCAUCAAUGGACGUAUUGUUAGUUGGAGGACCUAACAGAUGGGAUGACAACACUGAGUUCAUUGAAACAUUCAAUGCUUUAGGUGGGCAGGAUUUGUCAGUUGUUCAGCUACAUGAAUUAUCCAGUGGCGGGAGAUUUUACAGAAUCAUUUGCCAAACAAUUGGGGAGUUUAAAUUACUCUUUUCACGUGGAAAUCUAGUUGGAGAUGAUCAUCCAAAUCCCGUGUUAGCAAAAUUGGAAUUGCUUGUUUUUUGUGCCUUUCCUUCUUCAAUUGCACUGAUUGCUAAUGAACCAGUGAACACAUUUGAUGUUAUUGAGGCUUCCAAGAGUGCAGAGCGUGACUCUACGGGACUUCAUGUUUCUCCUAUGACUGUGUCUAAUGAAUGUACAAUACGCGUAGCUGCUGUUAGUAUUUAUGCAAAUGGAAGAACCUUCGCAAACUCUUCGUCCCUUUGCUUGAGAUGGGAACUCAAUGGUUGUGAAAAAUUGGCCUUUUGGAGUGACAACAAUCACGCCAUGAAACUUGAUGGGUCAAAGUGGGAGAGGUUUCUGGUUUUGCAAAAUGCCUCAGGAUUGUGCAUUGUACGUGCUACUGCAAUUGGAUUUUGUGAAGUAGGUGUCAGUCAUCUUUACAAUGUUGCUGGUUCUUUGUUUGGAACUGGAGAAAAGUUUCCUACAGAUGCUGUGCCAUUACAGUUAAUUUCUUCAUUAAAAGUUGUACCAGAGUCUAUCUUAAUGGUUUUGGAUCCUGAAGCAAAGGUUAAUCUUUCAAUUAUUGGAGGAACUUGUUUGCUAGAUGCGUAUAUAAAUGAUACACGGGUGGCAGAUAUAGUCCAACCUCCUCAAGUUACUCAAUGUUCCCACUUCACUGUUGGUGCUAUAGGAUUGGGAGUGGCCAAUGUAAUAGUUCGUGAUAAUGGGCUUUCACCUCCUGCCGUUGCUUCAGCUUUGAUUAAAGUGGCUAGCAUUGACUGGAUUAAGAUUAUAUCAAAAGAGGAAAUAAGUGUUAUGGAAGGAACCAUCAAAAGUUUUGAUAUUUUGGCCGGAACAGAGGAUGGAAGUGUCUUUGACUCUUCUCAGUACAUGUAUAUGAAAAUUAAAGUACAUCAUGAGGAUGGCAUACUUGAACCUGUCAAUGAGUACUAUUCGCCAAAUAUGGGCUCUUGGCUUAUACACGGACCAUACUUCUCAGUGAGGGCUGCAAAGCUUGGUACUGCAAAUCUUUAUGUCAGUGUCAGUCAAUCAGGUUAUGAAAUUGCAAGUCAACUUGUGAAGGUUGAAGUAUAUGGACCAGUACGCCUACAUCCCGACUAUCUGUUUCUUCUACCUGGUGUCUCCUAUGUGCUGACAGUGAAAGGUGGCCCCAAAAUUGGAGUUUUUGUUGAGUUCUCUAGCUUACAUGAAGGAGUUGCAAUAGUUCAAAAAUCGUCGGGGAUGCUUUUUGCUAAUUCAAUUGGAAAUACAACUGUUCGAGCAGCUGUCUAUGGAAUCAAGGGUACCUUAAUAUGUGAAGCAUUUGGAGAAGUUGAAGUUGGAAUUCCACAUUCAUUGGUCUUGAAUUCACAAAGUAAUCAACUUUGUAUUGGCUGCAUCAUGCCUGUCUUUCCAUCUUUUCAUGAGGGAGACUUAUUCUCUUUCAAUGAAGUUUGUCAAGAUUAUAAAUGGACUGUAGGGAAUGACAAGGUGCUUAACUUCCAGAUGGAUAGAACUUUGCAUUCUGGUCCCUGUGAGAAUGAUGGACAUCCAUGCCUUUCAGUUGCUAGUAACAGUGAAUUUAUCAACCUUGUGACUGGAAGAUCUGCAGGUAAAGCUGAACUAUAUAUUUCUGUGUCGUGUGAUAUUUUGUUGUCUGGUUCUCCUCAGCAAGUAUUUUACAAUGCUUCAAAGUUGUUGGAAGUUGUACCAAAUCCUCCAGUGGCACUUGGAAUACCAAUUACUUGGAUCUUUCCACCUUUUUAUACCACUUCAGUACUUUUGCCAAGGUUUUCAGAUCCAUAUAGGCAAUUGGAUUCUCAUAGAAGUUUUAGUUAUUCUAUCCUGAGGACAUGCACAAGUACUGAUAAUUUUAAACAUGAAGGUAUUACUAUUGAUGAAGGUAAAAUUAUAACAAGGGAAAGCAAGGAUAUUGCUUGUGUUCUAGCAAAAGAUCAUGCAACUAGUAGAAAAGAAAUUGCAUGCUGUGUAAGGAUUGCAGAGAUUUCACAAGUUAGGGUAAACACAAUUGAAGCUUCAUCACAUGUUCUUUCCCUUGCUGCUAAUUCAAAACUCGAGUUAAUUGUCACCUACUCAGAUUAUUUAGGGUAUCCUUUCACUGAGGCCCAUGGUGUAGUUCCACUGGAUAUUGAAACUAAUCGUCCUGAUGUUCUCUCUAUUUUUACGUCACUGAAGUCUGAUGACAGCAUGCUUGGCAAUGAUCGUAUCAUUUUAGAGGCAAAGAAUCCUGGCAAUGCUCUUGUAAGGAUAUCCAUCAAUAAUGACCCAAGGAAGGCAGAUUUUGUGUUGGUAUCUGUUGGCGUUCAACUUUAUCCGAGGAGUCCAGUUCUUCAAGUCGGUCAGCGUCUCAAUUUUACUGUAAUUGGUGAUGAUGAUGUAUUUGGCUCUGGCAAGUGGUUGAGUGAUAAUGAAAGUGUUCUAUCGGUAAAUAAGAUAACUGGAGAAGGAUUUGCUCAUGGGGAAGGUGCAACUCAAGUUAUUUUCCUUGGUUCAAAAUUAAAGUUGCAGACACCUGUAACCGUGAUGAAAGUUGAUCAGAUAUCAGUUGAUGUUCCAGCAGAUGCCUUGACUAAUGUGCCAUUUCCAUCUAAAGGUUACAUGUUCUUUGUGAAAUAUAGUGGAAGUGAAAUCUUGGAUCCCAAGCUGGAAUCUACAGGAAAUCAUGAAGUCCCAUUUGAUUGUUGGGUUGAUCCACCAAUAGUUGGGUAUGCAAGGGCAUGGGUCAGCAAUGUCACAGGCUACUCCUACUGUCUCUUCUUUCCUUAUUCACCAAAACAUUUACUCAGUAUCAUGCCCAAGUCAAAUACAAGACGUCAAGAGAAUGAUAAUAGUCACGGAUUGGUACACUUCUCGAUUAUUGCAUCAUUGAAAGAGACUCCAACUGUUACUGGGUCUGCACAUGCAGUAUAUGUUGGCGGAUUUGCUCUAGGCACUGAAAAGCUAAACUUCACACCAAUUGCCACUAGGAGUCUUGUGACAAUCAUGGGGAAUACAGAUGUCGAAAUAAGUUGGAAUGCGAAAGAUCUAUUGUCCGUCACUUCUCUUGGCACUACAAGUUUUGGUGUGGUUGGACUCGCAGAAUAUGAGGUCAAAGUCCUUCAAAACAAACCAUUUGAAGACACAAUCAUUGUUCAUCUUCCUUCCACUGGUCAGCAAGAGGAGAUUAGUGUCUCUUAUAAGAAUGGAGAAAGAGCAGCUGCCUCUGGCGUGAACAAUUUCAUCUGGCCUGCAGUGUUAGUCUGUGCUAUUGUGUUUAUAGUCACAGUUAUUAUCUUCUUAAUGUGUCUCCAGAAACCAGACCAGCCUGGACCUAGACAAUCAGGACCAAUAUCUCCCCUUCCCGCCCCGAGAGAUUCCACACCCACUAGAAAUGUUCAAUUUUCUCCUCACACGCCACCACCAUUCACCGAUUAUGUGAGGAGAACGAUUGAUGAAACUCCAUAUUAUAAGCGGGACAGGAGGAGGCUUGACCCACAAUACACAUACUGAAUGCUUCCACCUUUAAUGUAGACAUUGGUCUAGGAUGCCAAGGAUGCCAUUCGAGAUGUAACAAUUGUCCAUUGAUGCACAAACACGAAUUGUAUUAUUGUCUGUCAAUAUACGCCAAUUUGAGAAUUUUGAUACAAUCGUAGAGUAAUUGGCUGUACAAAUAGCAUCAUAUUGAUUUCUUUGAUACAAGCAAGCGCUCUUAUAUUUUAUUC